This is a messenger RNA of Mus caroli (Ryukyu mouse), 5199 nucleotides long. RefSeq names its product HHIP like 1 (gene Hhipl1). The record is from RefSeq and is a predicted model, not a curated record. Gene Ontology annotation, cellular component: membrane. NCBI's taxonomy places the organism in Eukaryota, Metazoa, Chordata, Mammalia, Rodentia, Muridae.
GCUAGCACCUGAGAAAAGUGGAACUGUGAAACUGGGCAACCGGGGCUUUCCAGACGCCAGGUUUGGAAAGGCUGGGGCCAGAAGGAGGGGGCUGCCCGCAGAGCGGGAGCCGCAGAGUGCCGUGAUCCUCCAAUCCUGCAGAGUGCUCCCAAGCAGAGGUGACCUCCAGCGAGGGGAGUCCCUGGACCCUAGGCCUGUAGGGCGAAUCCACCGGUUUCCCGGUGAUCUCCCAGGAGGGUGCAAGCAAGGCUGGAGGGGCGGGCGCUCAGGGCGCGGCCAGUGGCUCCUGGGGGGCGCACCGGCGGGGCUGGCUGGCCUUUGGCUGCUAUUUCUGCAGACUGCCAGGAGAAUGGCGGGACAGAGGGCUGUGGCCCGGAUCGGGCCCGGGGCGCUGCUGGUUCUGCGCGCUCUGCUGGCCGCCGCGCACCCGCAGUGCUUGGACUUCAGGCCGCCCUUCCGGCCGCCGCAGCCGCUGAGCUUCUGCGCGCAGUACUCCGCCUUCGGCUGCUGCACCGCGGAGCAGGACGCGGCGCUGGCCCGGCGCUUCCGGGCCCUGGAGACCCGCAUGGAUGCCGGGGUGUGGGCGACGUGUGCCGGCUACGCUCUGGACAUGCUGUGCCAGGAAUGCUCACCCUAUGCGGCCCAUCUCUAUGACGCUGAGGAUCCGGCCACCCCACUUCGGACAGUGCCUGGCCUGUGUGAAGAUUAUUGCCUGGACAUGUGGCAGACCUGCCGAGGCCUCUUUCGUCUCCUCUCCCCUGACCGUGAACUCUGGGCCCUGGAGAGCAACCGGGCCAAAUUAUGCCGCUACCUGUCGCUAGAUGACACCGACUACUGUUUCCCAAGCCUGCUGGUCAAUGAGAACCUCAACUCGAACCUGGGCCGUGUAGUGGCUGAUGCCAAGGGCUGCCUGCAGCUGUGUUUGGAGGAGGUGGCCAAUGGACUUCGAAACCCGGUUGCCAUGGUACAUGCCAGGGAUGGCAGCCACCGCUUCUUCGUGGCAGAGCAGGUGGGGCUGGUGUGGACCUACCUGCCUGACCGCUCCCGCCUGGAGAAGCCCUUCCUGAAUGUGAGCCAAGCAGUGCUUACUUCGCCCUGGGAAGGGGACGAACGUGGCUUCCUGGGUCUUGCCUUCCACCCCCGCUUCCCACAUCCCAGCAAACUCUAUGUCUACUAUUCCGUGGGGGUCGGCUUCCGAGAGUGGAUCCGCAUCAGCGAGUUCAGAGUCUCAGAGGGUGACGAGAACACAGUGGAUCAUGGCUCAGAGAGGAUAAUUCUGGAGAUCGAAGAACCAGCUUCCAAUCACAAUGGGGGCCAGCUGCUCUUUGGGGAUGACGGCUUCCUCUACAUCUUUACUGGAGACGGCGGGAUGGCUGGAGACCCCUUUGGGAAGUUUGGAAAUGCACAAAACAAGUCUGCUCUGCUGGGCAAGGUGCUGCGCAUCGACGUGGACCGUAAGGAGCGAGGCCUCCUUUACGGCAUCCCUCCGGACAACCCGUUCGUGGAUGAUCCCGGAGCGCGGCCCGAGGUCUAUGCCCUGGGUGUGCGCAACAUGUGGCGCUGCUCCUUCGACCGCGGAGACCCAAUGUCUGGCACUGGCCGUGGGCGCCUGUUCUGCGGGGACGUGGGCCAGAACAAGUACGAGGAGGUGGACCUGGUGGAGCGGGGCCGCAACUACGGCUGGCGCGCUCGUGAGGGCUUCGAGUGCUACGACCGCAAGCUGUGCGCCAACGCCUCCCUCGAUGACGUGCUGCCGAUUUUCGCCUACCCGCACAAGCUGGGUAAAUCAGUCACGGGAGGCUACGUGUACCGGGGUUGUGAGUACCCCAAUCUCAAUGGCCUCUACAUUUUUGGCGAUUUCAUGAGCGGGCGACUGAUGUCUCUCCGAGAGAACCCAGAGACAGGACAAUGGAAGUAUAGCGAGGUCUGUAUGGGCCGUGGACAGACCUGUGCUUUCCCAGGUCUCAUCAACAACUACUACCCCUACAUCAUCUCCUUUGCGGAGGACGAGGCUGGGGAGCUGUACUUCAUGUCCACGGGUGUUCCCAGUGCUACAGCUGCACAUGGGGUCAUCUACAAAGUCAUCGAUCCCUCCAGACGGGCACCUCCAGGGAAAUGUAAGAUCCGCCCUGCUCAGGUGAAGGUGAAGAGCCAUCUCAUCCCCUUUGUGCCCAAGGAAAAGUUCAUCCGGACGCCAGAGAGCACUCCGCGCCCCACAGCCCGCGCUCCCACUAAGGCGCCCCGCCGUAGGCGCCCCACGGCUGCUCCUCCUGCCCCCACCCCGCGACCCACAAAGCCCGCAAGGCCCACCCGGCGACCAGGGGCCCGGAGGGGAGGCGGGCGACGGCGGGGACGUCCGAGUACCGCGGUCUCUGAACCCCAGAACGGCUCGGUGCGUCUGGUACGGCCCGCAGGCCUGAGCCCCGGCAGUGGUCGCGUGGAAGUGUUCAUAGGCGGACGCUGGGGCACGGUGUGCGACGACGCCUGGGACACCAAGGCAGCCGCCGUGGUGUGUCGUCAGCUGGGCUUUGCGCACGCGGUGCGAGCCGCCAAGCGCGCGGAGUUUGGCGAGGGCCGCGCGCUCCGGAUCUUGCUGGACGACGUGCGCUGCGCGGGCAGCGAACGCAACCUGCUGGAGUGCGCGCACGCUGGCGUGGGCACGCACAAUUGCAAGCACGACGAGGACGCUGGCGUCGAGUGCAGCCACCAAGACCCGAACCUGUAGCCUGACCUCUCCUACCUGGCGGUGCUACUCUGGGAGUGGCCCCUUGGGUUUGCGGGCGAGCCGUGCAGUAUGCACGAGCCAGGAUGGAGGGUUCAUCUGCACGUGACCUCGUGUGUGUGUGUGUGUGUGUGUGUGUGUGUGUGUGUGUGUGUGUGUGUGUGCGCGCACGCGAGCACGCGCACGUUGGAUGAGAUCUCGUAUCUGUCAGCACUUCGGAGAGCAGCCACUGUUCGGGAACUGCACUGGGUAAGGGAAGCUGGAUGCCUUUACAAUGUCAGACUGAGGGAAGGGACCAGAGUUUCUCUGCCAGCGCCGAGUGACAGGCACCAGAACAGCAGGAUGAUGGCCUGAGAAAAAUGGCUAGAACAUGGGCAGCUGACCCAGUAGUCCGAGGCACCGCAGAAACAAAUGGGCAGUCUGAGAGACACAGAGAAGGAUCUCAAAGGGCCGGGGAGGGGAGGGGGCCUGUGGUCAUUCGCUGCCCACCAGGGACCAGGCUGCCGAAAGGAACCAAGCACCCAUGAUGGAAGGCAGACUAGAGGGCCUGGAGGACCUCUGAAACUAUUUGCUGAGUCCUGCAGGCAACCUGGGGAGGCUACUAAGUCCCCUCCAUCCCUGACGGCAGAACUUCACCUAUUCCUGGGCCAGAAGCUCCCUUCAGCCCCCAGUGUGGGUGGGGGCGGGGCUCUACUUUGAUCCUCGACCAUUUCUGUCCCCUCCCAGGGGAUUCUCAGAUUUCUCAGCCUCAUGGGCUAAUUUGCCCGUGGGGCCACCAAGACUACCCACUAGAGCUGUGUCAACAAUUUGACUAUUCACAACCCUUCCUUCCUUUCUCUUACCAUCCCCCCCCCCCACACACACACCUAGAGGCUGGGGUGCAAGACAGGGUAUAGCCCAUGUCAGGCAGUGUGGCCAGGGCUCUGGGUGAGGCUCCUGGUCCAAGCUUUACAGGAAAUAGUCAUUCCUGCACUGAAUUCCAAACUGAACAGGCCUGCAUGGUGUUCCAGGCAGAGCGACUGGUACAGGCUCAGGCUCCUGGUCAUCACAGCCGAGAAUGGAGCGCUGUUGCACAGGCUCUCCCUGGUUGCUCUGCAACUUUGGAGCCGGUUGUUCUCUGGGAAAUUUUUUUUUUUUUAAAUUACUGAACUGUUAAGAAAAUGACAAAAAAGGGAAAAUAUCAUUUUCAAAUUUUUAAAAAAUUACUGAACUGUUAAGAAAAUGACACAAAAAAGGGAAAUAUCAUUUUCUGCAAAUCUAUGCAGCCCCAAGGCGGAGCAGCUGGGGAGCCUGUGCUGUCUGCAUCUUUGCAGUGCAGUUCCUGUAGGGGCACAACGUGUCUACACCGUCUAUUCUGGUUAUUGAUAGGAGGGCGAGGUUUGGGUGUGGAGAACGGUGCACUGGGCAGGCGCACUUGGUGUGCCAGGACUGGCUGGGAAGCUCCUCUCAGUCUUCAGCUCCCAAGGUGCCUGUGCCCACCUCUUAUACACAUUAAACUAGACGGGGUGGGAGUCCUAGUCCUCGCUGUGUGGCCUGACAACAGUAACUCCUCUGAGCCUUAUGGGAAAAUGGAGGUAACCAACAGGAUUUAUACACACACAAAGAUCAAGGCAGCAUCAUAGAUGUGCAUUCCAUGAAGUGAGAGCUUAGUAGUGACUUGGUGACAUCGAGGUUGGCACCUGUGUUAGACAGGGAGGUGCGCCAUGUGGAGGGACUGACCCUGAGGUGUCAUGGGAAGAAGCAGGCAAAAAGGAGAAAUGUGAGCCCUUUUUAAGCCCCAUUAAGAAAUGUUAGCACACGGAGAACUAUUCCAGCUGGGCAUCGGACCUCUCACCCGCUUCGUGGAGGAGAACUAGCCUUUAUGCAGAACUGGCUGCAUGCCAGAUACCUCUGCUGUUAGAUCAUGUCAUCCGGCCCCCAGCACUCCCAACGUCACCAUCCCUCUCUCCAUCCCCACAGUGGCUGUAAAUCGAUGUCCAGGGCUUUGGAGAACUGAGAUCCACUUCUCAGUGCUUCCCCCCAUCCUUAUCUUUCCUCAGGCGGUACCUCUAGAUCCCCUUUGCUACAUGCCCUCAGUAGUUCCUGCUGGGAAAUGGUACCCAUGGGGGGAUGCCCUGCCUAGUUUUUAUGCCAGGUUGACACUAGCUAGAGUCAUCCGAGAAGUGGGAGCCUCAGUUGAGAAGAUACACCCACCAAAUUGGCAUGUGGGAAAUGCCUGUGGGGCAUUUUCUUGAGGAAUGAUUGAUGAGGAAGGGUCCAGCCCACUGUGGUGGUGCCAUCUAUGGCUCAGUGGUCCUGGGUGGUAUAACAGAGCAGGCUGAACAAACCACCCUAGGGAAGCGGCAGGGAGCAAGCCAGUAAGCAGUGCUCCCCCACGGCCUCAACAUCAGUCCUUGUCUCCAGGUUCCUGAUUUGAGCUCUUGCUCUGACUUCCCUGGAUGAGGAACUAGAGGAUAUAAGUUUAAAUAAACACCUUU